Molecule: messenger RNA, 255 nt
Organism: Cetraspora pellucida
Lineage: Eukaryota; Fungi; Glomeromycota; Glomeromycetes; Diversisporales; Gigasporaceae
Source: the annotation of a GenBank genome assembly
AUGUGGUCAUUUUUAUUUGGUUUGCUGUUCGCAACUUCAAAGCCCCAGAAGUUACUUCUAAUUGUACAAGCCUUUAUGGCUCAUAAUGAUCCCAAUACUAAUAACAUAAUUAUUCAAAAUGAUAUCCAACAAGUAUCAGAUGAAGAACAUGACUUCACUAAUAUCAAUGAUACUACCUUUUUUCUAGCAGAAGAGAUGAAUAAACUCCCUACUAAAAUUUACAAGAAAAAUACAAUUUCCAACGAAACGUAUUAA